CUCGCGGUCUCAGACACAACAACCCCUCGGUAAUACGGUCUACUGUCUAUCUGGCGUAUCAUUGACGUCCGGCGAUUUGAAUAAAAGAAAACAUAGCCCAGAUUCCAAUUGACACCCCAGAAACCCAAGCACCCACAUACACAUCCAUCAUGAAGUCCCGAGCUCUGCGUCAAGUCGCCCUGCGACGGGUCACCCUUUCUAGACCACAUGUAACACCCAUUACUAUCCGAUCAGCCAGCAGUGUAUCGCAACGGCCCAAUUCCAACUUUGUCUCCUUUCCUGGUGCUUUGAAAAGCGCGUUCACAAGCUCUCUCAAGUUCGAAGAUCCCGAGUCGUAUCCUGCCUUAUCGACGUAUCGCGUUGUAGACCAGCAUGGAGUUGUGGUGGAUGAAUCGUUCAAACCUGAUAUCUCCGAUGAGGAGGUUAUUCGUCUAUACAAAGAUAUGGUCUUCAUCUCGAUUAUGGACCUGAUUAUGUUUGAUGCGCAAAGACAAGGUCGAUUGAGCUUCUAUAUGGUUAGUGCUGGCGAGGAGGCCGUCAGCAUUGGAAGUUCAAGCGUGCUCGACAAAGACGAUGUUAUGUUCUGUCAAUACAGAGAGCAAGGCGUGUUUAAGGAGCGAGGGUUUACAGCCAAAGAUUUCAUGAGCCAGUUGUUUGGUAACAAGAACGACCCAAGUCGAGGACGCAGCAUGCCUGUCCAUUACGGAAGCAAAGAGCUGAAUAUUCAUUCAAUUUCGUCUCCAUUAGCGACACAACUUCCCCAGGCUUCCGGUGCCGCUUAUGCUCUCAAGAUGCAAAGACUUCAAGACCCCAGCUCCAAAGCCCGUGUGGUAGCGGCAUACUUUGGUGAGGGUGCGGCUAGUGAAGGAGACUUCCAUGCUGCUCUUAACAUUGCCGCAACACGAUCGUGCCCUGUUAUCUUCAUCUGCAGAAACAACGGAUAUGCUAUCUCAACGCCUACACUAGACCAAUACCGUGGUGAUGGUAUCGCCAGCCGUGGUAUCGGCUACGGUAUCGAUACCAUCCGAAUAGAUGGUAACGAUAUCUGGGCCGUCAGAGAAGCUACAAAGAAGGCACGUGAGAUGGCCCUUGAAGAUGGUGGGAAGCCAGUUCUCAUUGAAGCCAUGACCUACCGUGUCUCUCAUCACAGCACAUCAGAUGACUCGUUCGCCUACCGUGCGCGUGUAGAAGUUGAAGACUGGAAGCGUCGCGACAACCCUAUCACUCGACUACGAAAGUGGAUGGAAGCGAAAGGCAUCUGGGAUGAGGCCAAGGAGAAGGAGGCUCGCAGUGAUCUUCGCAAGGAGAUAUUGAAGGCGUUCAGUGAGGCAGAGCGGGAGAAGAAGCCCCCGAUUCGGGGCAUGUUUGAGGAUAUAUACGAAGAGUUGACAGAUGAUUUGAAGGCGCAGAUGAAGGAGCUUAAGGAGAUGCUGGAUAAGUAUCCCGAGGAGUAUGAUGUUGCUGAGUUUGAGGGUGGUAAGGAUAGCUUGAAGCCAUGAGAUAGAAGUUGUAAUGGGGCGAUGAAUAGCCCAACCGAUGCAAAAUCAAAGAACAAUCUCGAAUGAUAUUCUAAUCAAUUCAGUAAAAAAUUCAACCAGUGUGGGUAUAGUUAUAAGUGACAUCAGUUUGUGG
Messenger RNA from Fusarium verticillioides 7600, 1632 nucleotides. RefSeq names its product 2-oxoisovalerate dehydrogenase E1 component, alpha subunit. The record is from RefSeq and is a predicted model, not a curated record. Gene Ontology annotation, biological process: branched-chain amino acid catabolic process. The coding region runs from base 150 to 1499 and encodes 449 amino acids. Lineage: Eukaryota; Fungi; Ascomycota; Sordariomycetes; Hypocreales; Nectriaceae. The transcript has 2 exons. Gene Ontology annotation, molecular function: oxidoreductase activity, acting on the aldehyde or oxo group of donors, disulfide as acceptor.